Molecule: messenger RNA, 1312 nt
Organism: Stylophora pistillata
Lineage: Eukaryota; Metazoa; Cnidaria; Anthozoa; Scleractinia; Pocilloporidae
Product: S-acyl fatty acid synthase thioesterase, medium chain-like
Source: RefSeq, a predicted model, not a curated record
AUGAAUUCAAAAUGGCUGCAUUGUGUUUAUCAAAAGCAUAAUGCAAAACUUAGAUUAAUAUGUUUUCCCUGGGCUGGCGGUGGGGCAGCGUUCUGUGCCAACUGGGGUAAAAAGUUUACAAGCGAGAUAGAAGUGCAUGGAGUUUGUUUACCUGUUAGAGAGAGUAGGUUCAAGGAACCCUUCAUUGUUGAUGACUGGGAAUCAUUUUUAAAUGAUUUUUGUGCGAUGUUGUGGAUCUUUCUGGGAACCAGAUUGUGCUUUGAAACAGCAAGGUACCUGAAACUGAACUACAACAUGCAGCCAGUGCACUUGCUUAUAUCAUCAGCAACUGCACCCCAAGUAGCAAAAGUAGCACUUGAUGUUUCAACACUAAGUGAUGAUGAUUUGAUUAAAAAAAUCAGCAGCUGGGGAGGAACACCAAAAGCAUUGACAGAGAACAGAGACAUGAUGAGGAUAGCUGCAUGUGUGUUUAGAGCCGAUCUCACACUCCAGCAGAACUACAGAUUUGAAGAAAGUGCUACUAAUGUCGCCAUUGAUUGUCCUCUAACUUGCUUUGAUGGAUCAGGUGAUCUUCACGAUCAAGAUGGCUGGGCGGAACUCACAUCAGGGUCUUUCAAAAGCCACGUUCUAGCUUGAGGACACUUUUACUUCAUGGAAGGGGGCAAUGAAUCAUCCCUCACAAACCCUAUUUCAAACGCCUUGCGACUACAUUACACUUCAAGUCCUUGAUUGAAUUGUGUGCUGAUCCUGGAUUUAGCCGGAUUUGACCAGACUGAUAAGGCUGAGUACAAUGAACAAAACACGGGCCAGUAUUUUCGUUAUCUUGUAGAGGAAGUCCUUAAAAAUGUGAGCUCUGAAAUUUUGGAAACACAUCAAACAAUGUCCUUACAAUGAAGUGGACAGCUGAACUGAGACGCAUCAAGGAGAACUUAGUAAGACUGAAAAAGGUAGAACAUCAUAGAAUAGAAUUUAAUCCACGCUUUGUGCAACGAGUUACGAUUAGUUUUCUCACGUUUGUGAACAUCGGCAUUGUGAGUUGUAUUUAGAAAGAAAAAUAGAGCUCCUAGUCGGUUGAGUUGCCGAGCUUAACGGCGAGUUCAAGUCACAUAUGUUUUUCAGAUAUUUUUGAACAACGGUACCGUGUGAAGAAAUCGACAUGUACAUCAAUGGAAAUGGAGUAAUGGUCGGAAGUGAAAAACAGAAUUUUUGUUUUCCCCGAGCUUGUUUGGUUUUACUCAACUAUGCUCAUUUCCUAAUGAGAGAAGAGUUGAAAGAAUUUUCGCAUGAUAAUAAAAUAUCGAUUGUCAUCGAU